AUGGCCAUAGGGAAGCCCAAGGAAGCCGAAGGCGAUAUUCCGGCCAACGCCGUACCCUUACCGUUGCGAAGAUCUAUGUCGACGUUGUCGCUGAAGGUGAAGGCAGCCAAGUCAGCAAUCAGACGCUCAGCGAGUCUACGUGGGCCGAAACCUAGGCUCCAGAUUAGUUCGGUGACUGCAGAUAGGCCGCCAUCUCUUGCGCCUAUCCGUAUCCACACCCCGAUCAACCUCAACAAGCCUCUACCCAACCUUCCCGAUGACGAUAGCUCAAGAUCAGGCAUCGGAGGUGGAGCCGGCACCGAUGAAAUUGAUACCGGUGUCUCAAUUAACGACUUUGAAGGGUAUCUAGACAUGCUGGCCUAUGUCAAUAGAAAGCUGCCUGUUGUUCCAGGCCCAAGUCAGCCCGUACCUCGGGCUGCGUCCUUGUCGCCAUCGCUCUCCAUUCGAAGCCCGCCCAAAGAGGAUGAGUGGAUAUCCUCUCGGCCUCCAAGUCGAACAAGCACAAUAUUCUCCCACAAUGACGAGGUCCGUCGAGUGAGGACCCACAGUGGCUUGCUUUGCCGGAACAGUCCUGCUGGCAGGACUGUCACACCCAUGUCAUCGCUUGGCUCAGAAUCAGGGCUGCGGAUCAGCACAAGAGCUUCCCUUCACACAUCUGUCGUUACUUCGAGAAUUGAUGAGCUGAGCGAGCCGGCGACCCCCAAGUCACCUUGUUUGCCGCCAAAGAGGGUCGCCACCCCCCCGCCCAAGCAGUGUUGCCAUUGUGGUCAGGAUCCAGACGAAAAGGAUAUUCCAGGAUCGCACUCUGGCCCUUUGGUUACAAUCCGGAACUUGGACCCAACCAACGUCAACUCGAGUCCCCUCACGGUCAUCAACAUUAAGAAACAUGAAAAGGACCUCGAAAGCAAAAUGACUGGCCCGACCAUCUCAGCCGAAGACGACCUCGGUCGGCGUUUUGUGUUGUAUCCAGAGACAUCUUACUUCAUCGCUCUUGAUGGUUCGCGCAACGACCUCUUGGAGUCAAUUGCACGACAGACACCCCCAAGCACUAACAACUCGCCGUCAAGCCCACUGACACCUUCGCCAUACGAGCGACCACUCAACCCCGAUCCAUAUUCCGACGAGAACUCGCCCUCGAAAAGGCUCAUCUCCCCUUACCAACGGCCCUCAAAUCCUGAGCCUUGCACAGUAUCAAGCCCCCAUUCGGAACCGAACCAGGAAGAGGAAGCCCCAGACAAAGACCCGGAAGAGGGCCUGGACAGGUCUACAAAUGGAGAGGAACCCACUUUCUGGAAAGACCCGGCUGGAACGAUUGUGGUGUAUGAAGGUGUAGCCCGCGACGGAAACCAAGUCUUCUACGGCUCGGAUAUCAACUAUCUUGGUUCUUUCUAUGACGCCGAAGAGGGAUCCUCUGGGCUGGGGAGCGCAGUGGACCUCGUGGGCCUCUCCUCUGGCCUACAUGUAAUCCACGAGGACAGGAGUUCAGAGGAUCUCGCCAUGUGGGACAGUGACGUUCUUACCUUCUGUUAG
Diaporthe batatas is the source of this 1530-nucleotide messenger RNA. RefSeq lists its product as uncharacterized. The transcript has a single exon. Bases 1 to 1530 code for a protein of 509 amino acids. Lineage: Eukaryota; Fungi; Ascomycota; Sordariomycetes; Diaporthales; Diaporthaceae. The record is from RefSeq and is a predicted model, not a curated record.